Messenger RNA from Priapulus caudatus, 530 nucleotides. RefSeq names its product methylthioribulose-1-phosphate dehydratase-like. The record is from RefSeq and is a predicted model, not a curated record. The coding region runs from base 150 to 530 and encodes 126 amino acids. Gene Ontology annotation, molecular function: methylthioribulose 1-phosphate dehydratase activity. The transcript has 5 exons. Lineage: Eukaryota; Metazoa; Priapulida; Priapulimorpha; Priapulimorphida; Priapulidae. Gene Ontology annotation, cellular component: cytoplasm.
GCACGCACAAGACAGAAUGUCAGUCGUAGACACGUGUGUACAGUCACUUUGUAGGCUGUAGCGGUGUAUGUUAUAUUGGCAUUGCACAGGUCGUCGAUUGCAUGUGGUCGUCGUUUUAGCAAUUUAAUUUCUGUGAAAUAAUAUACAUUAUGGAUCCAGCGUUACCAGAGGAACAUCCACGCAACCUCAUCCCAGAGCUAUGUCGGCUCUUUUACGAUAUUGGCUGGGUGACAGGCACAGGUGGAGGUGUCUCCAUCAGAUAUGAGGACCUUAUAUAUAUCGCCCCGUCAGGUGUCCAGAAGGAGCGCAUUAAGCCUGAGGAUAUGUUCGUGCAGACGAUCGAGGGAGAGGAUAUCACCGUGCCUCCACCAGAGAAAAAGUUAAAGAAGAGCCAGUGUACACCACUGUUCAUGAAUGCCUUUACCAUGAGAGCCGCAACGGCCGUCAUCCACACGCAGCUCUCACAGCAUGCGGGUGAAUGGCGAAGGAUCUCUAACGAAGAGCCGAGGCUGCGCGUCACCCAUUUAUAG